Messenger RNA from Humulus lupulus (European hop), 1058 nucleotides. Its product is annotated as binding partner of ACD11 1. The record is from RefSeq and is a predicted model, not a curated record. The transcript is spliced from 5 exons. Gene Ontology annotation, molecular function: RNA binding. NCBI's taxonomy places the organism in Eukaryota, Viridiplantae, Streptophyta, Magnoliopsida, Rosales, Cannabaceae. The coding region runs from base 170 to 937 and encodes 255 amino acids.
GGAACUGUCCCAAUGUGAUAACAUCUUCCAUCUGUUUCUGACAUUUCCCUUAUCUCUUUUGUUUCUUCUUUGAGAAAAAAACAUGGUCAUCUACAUUCUAGUGAAAAAACAGAAAUAAAGAAAGAAAGAAAGAAGAAAUACAGUGCCUUCAUUCUAAUUGUUGAAAACAAUGCACACUGGUGGUUACACAGCAGAAGUUACAUGCUUAUCUCCUAAUGCAACUGAGAAGGAUGUUUAUGAUUUCUUCUCUCAUUGUGGUGCAAUUGAGCAUGUUGAAAUCAUCAGAUCUGGUGAAUAUGCAUGUACCGCAUAUGUAACAUUCAGAGAUGCUUAUGCUCUUGAAACGGCUGUAUUGCUCAGUGGUGCUACAAUAUUAGACCAACUCGUACACAUAUCAGCUUGGGGAACUUAUGGAGAGGAAUCUGAUCAGUGGAACAAUUCUUCAUGGAACCCUGAUGGACAUUCUAGCUCAACGCAGGUUUACUGUACAAAUCAAUUUGUUUCUUCCCCUAGCGAAGCUAUAACGGUGGCUCAAGAAGUUGUCAAAACCAUGCUAGCUAAAGGUUAUGUAUUAGGUAAAGAUGCAAUAAUCAAGGCCAAAGCUUUGGACGAGUCUCAUCACGUUUCAGCUACUGCAGCAGCCAAAGUUGCUGAGAUUAGCAAUAGAAUCGGGCUGACAGACACAAUUUAUGCAAGCAUGGAAACUGUUAAAACCGUAGAUCAGAAAUUUCAUGUUUCGGACAUAACCAAGUCAGCUGCUUUUGUUACUGGGACAGCAGCUGUAACAGCUGCAUCAGUAACUGGAAGAGCUGCCAUGGCAGCUGGUAGUGUUGUAGUCAACAGCACCUACUUUUCCAAGGGAGCUCUUUGGGUUUCAGACGUGUUGAAUCGCGCUGCUAAAGCUGCGUCUGAAUUAGGAAGUAACGGUGCUAAGUAAGUCUAAGACAAACACAUGAAGUACGAACAAUGUUCUGCAAUCUGUUUUCAUUUUAUAUUAAAAUGUACAAAUAAAAUCUCUUCUAAUUAUGGUAGUAUAAACCAUCCCAAGUUGAAAAUUA